GUGGUGUUCAGGCACUCUGCAGCAAGCAUUCCUAUGAGCCACAUUGAUUCUACCAGUUAAUUCUAGUUCUGCUGCAUGGAGCAAACACUCGCGAAAUAACAGCGACACUCAGAUUUGACUCAAGGGUGUGAGGAUGAAAGUGCUGCUGCUUUUGUUGCUGAUGGGGCAAGCCGCCGCUCAGCACAGAGGUCUGUUUCCUGCCAUAUUGAAUCUGGCCAGUAAUGCAGUAAUCAGCAGUAAUGCAACAUGUGGAGACCCAGAACCUGAAGUCUACUGCAAGCUGGUGGAGCACGUUCCAGGACGGAGGAUAAAGAACCCACACUGUCUCAAAUGUGAUGCCAACUCCGUUCUGUCCAGAGAACGUCAUCCAAUCACAAAUGCUAUUGAUGGAACCAAUCGGUGGUGGCAAAGUCCAAGUAUCAAGAAUGGACAACAGUUUCACUGGAUUACCAUCACACUGGAUUUGAAACAGGUUUUUCAGAUCGCGUACAUCAUUAUCAAGGCUGCUAAUUCUCCUCGAGCAGGUAAUUGGAUCCUUGAGCGGUCUCUGGAUGGAGUUUCCUUUGAGCCCUGGCAAUUUUAUGCCAUCAGUGACUCUGAGUGUUUAUAUCGCUACAACAUCACACCACGACUGGGACCACCAACCUAUAAGAGGGAUACAGAGGUCAUCUGUACAUCUUAUUAUUCCAGAUUAAACCCACUAGAGCAUGGAGAGAUCCAUACCUCCCUAAUUAAUGGCCGACCUGGAGCCGAUGAUUUAACCUCAGAUCUGCUGAAUUUUACGUCGGCGCGUUACAUCAGACUGAGACUUCAGCGAAUCCGAACACUGAAUGCCGACCUGAUGACCCUGAGUGCUCGCGAUCCUCGAGAUAUUGACCCUAUUGUCACUCGGAGGUAUUAUUAUUCCAUCAAAGACAUCUCUGUGGGUGGGAUGUGUAUCUGCUAUGGACACGCUCAGAGCUGCCCACUUGACCCUGUUAGCAAGGUAACGGCAAACGCCCGAGCAUCUGUAUAUUGGAACAUAUGUAAAGUGUUUCACCAGGUGAAAUGUGUGUGUGUUACCAUCAGCAGCCAUGGCAACCAGGGACCAUCUCCGAUGGAAACACGUGUGAAAAAUGUAACUGUCACAAUAAAGCAGACGACUGUUACUACAAUCAAACCAUCUCUGAACUCUCUUUGA
Messenger RNA from Haplochromis burtoni (Burton's mouthbrooder), 1180 nucleotides. Its product is annotated as laminin subunit alpha-1. Gene Ontology annotation, biological process: blood vessel morphogenesis; camera-type eye development; axon guidance. Lineage: Eukaryota; Metazoa; Chordata; Actinopteri; Cichliformes; Cichlidae. Gene Ontology annotation, cellular component: basement membrane. The record is from RefSeq and is a predicted model, not a curated record. The transcript has 9 exons. Bases 134 to 1180 code for a protein of 348 amino acids. Gene Ontology annotation, molecular function: extracellular matrix structural constituent.